Molecule: messenger RNA, 784 nt
Organism: Beta vulgaris subsp. vulgaris (sugar beet)
Lineage: Eukaryota; Viridiplantae; Streptophyta; Magnoliopsida; Caryophyllales; Amaranthaceae
Exons: 3
Coding region: 89-550 (153 amino acids)
Cellular component (GO): chloroplast stroma
Source: RefSeq, a predicted model, not a curated record
AGCAACUCUCUUUCUCCAUCUCAGAACAAUACUUUUGAAUCGCACAUUUUCAAUAACUGAUUCUUACUACUUGAGAUUGAACACUAAAAUGAUACCAGCUACCAGAAUUUUUAACAGCCAGCAACAAAGCAUCUUCAAUGCUCAUCAUCCCAUUCCCAUCUCAAGCCAAAGAUUACGUGGCGUGGCUGAAAUCCCACAACAGCAAGUUUGUCUUGUGCACUUGGAUACUUCAGCUUAUGCCAAACUACUCAGAAUCAGUAACAGUGAAGUAAAGAUUUAUGCUGGCAGGAGGAGAAGGUCAAAUUACAUGGACACAGAUACUUAUGUCUACUUGGAACCAGGGAAAAGUGAGGAGUUUGUCUCAGAGGAAGAAUUGAAGAUGAAGCUUAAAGUUUGGCUAGAAAACUGGCCAAACAAGGUGUUACCACCUGACCUUGCUCGAUUUGAAACACUCGACGAUGCAGUCUCUUUUCUAGUGAAAUCUGUAUGUGAGCUUGAAAUUGAUGGAGAUGUUGGUUCAAUUCAAUGGUACGAGGUCCGUCUUGAGUAAAUAAUAUGUUGGGAAAUUUUAUGAACAAUGUUAUCUGCUUUAGAUUUUUUUUGGUUCAUUGAUUUUGACAGUUGUGAGUGUUUUUAGCAACUGAGUUUUACUGCAAUUUCAACACUAGCAUCGAACAGAAAAUUUUCAUGAAAUUGCAUAGAAACAAAAGUGAUACAAUGUAAUGCUUGUACAAAUGUGGAACUUAAAAAGCAGAGUAUGCCUUAAGAGAGUACGUUUCAUACA